Cladocopium goreaui is the source of this 1440-nucleotide messenger RNA. Lineage: Eukaryota; Dinophyceae; Suessiales; Symbiodiniaceae. The record is from the annotation of a GenBank genome assembly.
AUGCUCUUGGUUCACCAUCUUGAUUCCGCCAUGCCUGGCGACGACGCCAUGACGGAAGAGCUAGAUCUGGUGCCGCAGGAUCAGGACGUGGUGGAAGCCCCAAAAGCCUCCAGUCCCUUCUGUUUCCGCAACGAGAGCAUUUCUGACUCCCACGAGUCGGAAGGCGAAAGCACGCGCAACUUGGUGAUCAGCUUGCGCCGUGAGCUCUUGGAUCGCCUUGAUCGUCAGCACGAGGUGUUGAGCCUGCUGCUGAAGGCGCCUGCGAAGUCCGGCAGACGCCAGUCACGCCACUCCAGGAUCUCGGCCGACGUGUCGGUGUCGCCAGCGCCGCCGCCGAUGCACAGCAGACCCCUGGGGAAGAACAGUUUUACGCCAAAGCUCUUCAGCACUUUCACCCAGCACGACUUGGAGCAUGCAGAGAUGGCCAAUUUGAAAGAUGAAGCCUUGCAAAAAGACGUUGUGACAUCUCCUUCAUGUCGCACUCGCGGGGAAGUGAAAGAAAGCUGCUUAGCGAGGGUGGUGAGGAGCCAUUGGUUCGAUCUCCUUUGUGCACUGGUCGUGAUCUCAAAUUCCAUUUUUCUAGGGGUGGAAGUGGAGAUGAGUAUUUCAUCGGGAGGAAAACGGAACCCGACCCUACAGGCCAUCCAGUACAUUUACAGUGCAUGGUUUCUGCUGGAAUUGCUGGCCCGCAUUGCGGUUGAUGGUCGAAAGCUCUUUGUGGGUGAGGACUGGAUGUGGGGAUGGUUGGAUGUCACAGUGGUCCUAACUUCUAUUUGGGAGGUGACGCUUGACCUGAUGUUUCUCAUUGUUCAGACUGAUGCAGAUGGAGAGGUCCCUGGCGUUUCAGGUUUGAAAGCUUUGCGGAUUAUCCGUAUCACACGAGUGGUGAAAGCAGUUCGUUUGAUGCGUGUUUUUAGAUUCGUGAUGGCCUUCCGGACUCUCAUCACCUCUAUUCUCUACACGCUCAAAUCGUUGUUUUGGGCUUUGAUGUUACUGUUUGUCAUCGUGUAUGUCUUUGGAGUGCUAUUUACGCAGGCGGUGACCGACAACGUCCGAGAACCAGCCACGCCAAUGACGGAAGUCCAAUUGCAGGCAUCUGAGAGCUUCAAAUCCUUGGAUGCUACCAUGCUGAGCCUUUUCAUGAGCAUUGCUGGUGGUGUGAGUUGGGGCGAAGUUCUGCCUGCCUUGAAGGCGAUCAAUGACGCGUGGGUUGGCCUCUAUUUGUUCUACAUUGCUUUUACCUACUUCGCGGUCCUUAAUGUGGUAACUGGCGUAUUUUGCCAGUCGGCUAUCGAAUCUGCGCAGAACGACCACACAACAGUGGUCCAUUCCAUCUUGAAAAACAAGGAAUUGCAUUUGAACAAACUUAGAGAUUUGUUUAGUAAUCUGGGUGAUGGCGGUUUAGAGGCCAUCACCUUCGCAGCCUUCGAAGAAAAGAUC